GCUAUAUGCUCGCACACGGCUCUUUGGCUCUCGGCUCGCCUAUACGGGCGCCCAGUUAGUUCGAGUCUGUUAGUUCAUGCAGUCGGGUAUCGUAGCCUCUACAACUGUACAUACUCACACACGCUCGCAUUAACACACACCCAUACGUAUAUAAUUUAUAUAUGUUAUACAGUCGGCGUUUACAUAUAUAUAUGCACGCGCAUACCGAUUUUCGUCGCUCUCGUCUCGUUUAAAAUUUGUGCCUGGUGUUUCGUUACGUGCUCUUGAGCCGUAUAUAUAGAACAUACAUAUAUACGCAUCGAGUGUGCAGUGAGUGCCACGCGUGACACUUGGUUGACAGAGAGACGAAAAGAGCCAGUGACUCCAGCAACUUUCGGCUGAUACAGCAUUUUUGAUUUGUUUAUUAUAAAUAAGGAAGAAGCUCAAUUUACCAUGGCUUCCGCAAAAGACACAGCCGUGUUCUUCGCUCAAGGUACACCCGCUCAGUUCGAGUACGUGCUGAAGCUCUAUCCGCAAGCUCUGCGCUGCAAGGCCGAGGGUCACAAGUCCCGUAAGGCCGAGGAAUUGAUCAAGCUCGAUAAUUGGUACCAAAAUGAACUUCCUAAGAGAAUCAGAUCACGAGGAAAAGAUGCUCAUUUAGUACAUGACGAACUGGUGCAGUGCAUGAAAUGGAAGCAAACGCGUGGCAAGUUUUACCCGCAACUGUCAUACCUGGUGAAGGUGAAUACACCGCGUGCCGUCAUGGCUGAAACCAAGAAGGCUUUCAAGAAACUGCCCAACCUCGAGCAGGCCAUUACUGCUCUUUCGAAUCUCAAAGGUGUCGGUACCACCAUGGCUUCGGCUCUUUUAGCCGCUGCCUCGCCCGAACACGCUCCCUUUAUGGCUGACGAAUGCCUGAAGGCUAUUCCAGAUAUUGAAGGAUACGAUUAUACUACCAAGGAAUACUUGAACUUCGUUCAACACAUCCAAACCGUCGUUGACAGGCUCAAUCAACAGAAUACAAAUGGCACUGUUUGGAGCCCACACAGCGUUGAAUUGGCAUUAUGGACGCAUUACAUUGCCAACGAAAUGAAGCCCGAGCUACUAACUGGCAUUCCUGAUGCCGAUGCCGUUCCAAUCGGAGUCAACGGCAAUACUGAGAAUGGCACUUCAACGAACGGCGAUCAGCCAUCUGACGAUAGCAAUCAAGCCUCUGAAGUAAUACCCGCUGAAGAAAAAAAAGAAACGACAGACGGUAAACCAGCUGUCGCGACGACAAACGGAAAUGCUGCUCCAGUAGCUGCCCUUGAUGAAAACAGUACCACAACUUCGUUCAACGAGGAUUCGCUUGACAGGACGAACUCACCAAAUGCGCCCGUCGUCACUGAAAACAACGUCAACAACGUUGUGAGUGAAGACACGACAAACGAUUCGAUUGCCACUAAUGACAGCAGCAACAGUAACCCAGCGACGACGCCAAGGCCGACCGACGAAGAAAGCGAGCCCACCGAGGGGGACGAUUCUCAGGAUAACGUAUCUGAACCACCAACAAAGAAACUCAAACAGUGACCUGUGUCAGUUCACACUGGCUAAUUAGACAGCAGCAUCACCAUCGGCACCGUGUAACUAUAAGGUUGAAGAUUCACCGCGAUGAUGACGAUUUUCAAACUCAUGUGAAAAGCCAGAUCCGAUGAAACAAGCUUGUCAUACACAACAGAGACUAAUAACAAAACAUGAAUGUCAAAGAAUGCUUAAACUUAUACAUUAAAAACGCCUGCCAGAAAAUGUGCGUAUGAGCGACUUUUAAUAUAAUGGCUACAUGAAAUGAAAUUCACAAAAGUGGUAGAUAAUAGUAACGAUUGGAAGUAAAAGAGUGGACUCUUUUAUGGUAUAUACAAAGCCUCUCAGACGUAGUAUGGACAAUUUUUUUCAAAACGAUAGGAGAUCGUUGAUUAAAUGAAUAAAUAUAGAUUAUAUAUAUAUGAAUUAU
Trichogramma pretiosum is the source of this 1969-nucleotide messenger RNA. RefSeq lists its product as uncharacterized. Bases 433 to 1548 code for a protein of 371 amino acids. Lineage: Eukaryota; Metazoa; Arthropoda; Insecta; Hymenoptera; Trichogrammatidae. The record is from RefSeq and is a predicted model, not a curated record. The transcript has 4 exons.